Messenger RNA from Prosopis cineraria, 3877 nucleotides. RefSeq names its product phytochrome B-2-like. Gene Ontology annotation, cellular component: nucleus. Gene Ontology annotation, molecular function: phosphorelay sensor kinase activity; protein binding. Gene Ontology annotation, biological process: detection of visible light; regulation of DNA-templated transcription; signal transduction. The transcript is spliced from 4 exons. The record is from RefSeq and is a predicted model, not a curated record. Lineage: Eukaryota; Viridiplantae; Streptophyta; Magnoliopsida; Fabales; Fabaceae.
UUCACUAACCCAAGUUCACUCUUCAGGCACAAGCUAUAAGAGAACCCAAAAUACAGAGUCCAUCAGCAAAGCAAUUGCUCAGUACACUGAGGAUGCUCGCCUCCAUGCCGUCUUCGAGCAAUCCGGCGAGUCUGGUAAGUCUUUUGAUUACUCACAGUCCAUAAAAACCAGCAUCCAGUCGGUUCCCGAGCAGCAGAUUUCGGCCUACCUGUUGAGAAUUCAAAGGGGCGGGUAUAUUCAGCCCUUUGGUUGCAUGAUUGCCGUAGAUGAACCCACUUUUCGGAUUCUUGGAUACAGUGAAAACGCGCGGGAUUUGCUGGGCAUCACUCCUCAAUCGGUUCCAAACCUUGAAAAAUCUGAAGCUCUCACGAUUGGAGCUGAUGUUCGCACGCUUUUUACUCCCUCAAGUGCGGUGCUACUCGAAAAGGCCUUUGGGGCUCGGGAAAUCACACUGUUAAACCCCAUUUGGAUUCAUUCGAAGAAUUCAGGGAAACCCUUUUAUGCAAUUUUGCACAGAAUUGACGUGGGAAUUGUGAUUGAUUUGGAACCCGCCAGAACAGAGGACCCUGCCCUUUCCAUUGCUGGGGCAGUGCAGUCUCAGAAGUUGGCGGUGCGUGCAAUCUCGCAGUUGCAGUCGCUUCCUGGUGGAGAUAUUCAGCUUUUGUGUGAUACUGUAGUUGAGAGUGUUAGAGAACUGACUGGAUAUGAGCGGGUAAUGGUUUAUAAAUUUCAUGAGGAUGAACAUGGAGAGGUUGUUGCUGAGAGUAAGAGGCCAGACUUGGAUCCUUAUAUCGGUUUGCACUACCCUGCUACUGAUAUUCCCCAGGCUUCAAGGUUCUUGUUCAAGCAGAAUCGGGUUAGGAUGAUUGUGGAUUGUCAUGCCACUCCUGUUAAGGUAAUUCAGGAUGAAGCGCUUAUGCAGCCGCUAUGCUUAGUUGGAUCAACCCUUCGUGCCCCCCAUGGGUGUCAUGCGCAGUAUAUGGCCAAUAUGGGAUCGAUAGCUUCACUGGCAAUGGCAGUCAUAAUCAAUGGGAACGAAGAGGAAGCUGUUGGUGGUCGUAACUCAAUGAGGCUUUGGGGCCUGGUUGUUUGUCAUCAUACUUCUGCUAGAUGCAUUCCUUUCCCUCUGCGCUAUGCUUGUGAGUUCCUUAUGCAGGCCUUUGGGCUUCAGCUGAAUAUGGAACUUCAAUUGGCAUCACAGCUAUUAGAAAAACGUGUUUUAAGGACACAGACCCUCUUGUGUGACAUGUUACUUCGGGACUCUCUUACUGGCAUUGUUACUCAGAGCCCUAAUAUUAUGGACCUUGUGAAAUGUGAUGGAGCGGCUCUCUACUACCAAAAUAACUACUACCCAUUAGGUGUCACCCCAACUGAGUUCCAGAUAAAGGAUAUCAUAGAGUGGUUGUUGGCCAGCCACGGAGACUCAACAGGUCUAAGUACUGAUAGUCUGGCUGAUGCUGGGUAUCCUGGGGCUGUUUCUCUUGGUGAUGCGGUAUGUGGGAUGGCUGUUGCUUAUAUUACAGACAGGGCUUAUCUUUUCUGGUUCAGAUCCCAUACAGCGAAAGAGAUCAAAUGGGGUGGUGCAAAGCAUCACCCAGAGGACAAGGAUGAUGGACAGAGAAUGAAUCCACGUUCUUCAUUCAAGGCAUUUCUAGAAGUGGUAAAAAGCCGUAGUCUGCCCUGGGACAAUGCAGAAAUGGAUGCUAUACAUUCCUUGCAGCUUAUCUUGCGAGAUUCAUUUAGAGAUGCUGAGCAAAACAAUUCUAAGGCUGUUGUGCAUUCCCAGCUUCAUAAUCUGGAAUUGCAAGGGGUGGAUGAGCUGAGUUCUGUGGCCAGGGAAAUGGUUAGAUUGAUAGAGACUGCUACUGCUCCCAUAUUUGCUGUAAACGUUGAUGGCUGCAUAAAUGGCUGGAAUGCAAAGGCUGCAGAAUUGACAGGACUCUCAGUUGAUGAAGCUAUGGGGAAGUCUUUGAUACAUGAUAUUGUGUAUAAAGAAUCUGAAGAAACCGUAGACAAGCUUCUUUCUCGUGCUUUAAGAGGUAGUCUUUCUAAAACUAUUUCUCUAUAAAACGUUGAAAUAAAAAUGAGGACGUUUGGCCCUGAACAUGACAAGAAGGCAGUUUAUAUUGUGGUGAAUGCUUGCUCCAGCAAGGAUUAUACAAAUCAUAUCGUUGGAGUAUGCUUUGUUGGUCAAGAUGUUACUGGUCAAAAAGUAGUAAUGGACAAAUUCAUUAACAUACAAGGUGACUACAAGGCUAUUGUACACAGUCCAAAUCCAUUGAUCCCUCCUAUUUUUGCAUCGGAUGAUAACACAUGCUGCUCAGAGUGGAACACUGCAAUGGAAAAUCUUACAGGAUGGAAGCGUGAGGAAAUCAUUGGGAAAAUGCUGGUAGGAGAGGUUUUUGGUAGUUUCUGUCGACUAAAGGGCCAAGAUUCUCUGACCAAGUUCAUGAUUGUGCUGCACAAUGCCCUUGGUGGACAGGAUACGGAUAAAUUUCCCUUUUCAUUUCUUGAUAAGAAUGGAAAAUAUGUGCAGGCACUCCUGACUGCUAAUAAGAGGAUAAACAUGGAUGGUCAGAUCAUUGGGGCAUUCUGCUUCUUGCAAAUUGCAAGUCCUGAACUUCAACAGGCUCUGAAAAUCCAGAGACAACAGGAGAAGAAAUGCUUUGCUAGGAUGAAAGAAUUAGCUUACAUUUGUCAAGAAAUAAAGAAUCCUUUGAAUGGCAUACGCUUUACAAACUCUCUUCUGGAAGCUACAGACUUGACUGAUGAUCAAAAGCAGUUUCUUGAGACCAGUACUGCUUGUGAGAAGCAGAUGUUGAAGAUAAUACGUGAUGUAGAUUUGGAGAGCAUUGAUGAUGGGUCCUUGGAGCUUGAGAAGGGGGAAUUUUUACUUGGAAGUGUCAUCAAUGCAGUUGUUAGCCAAGUGAUGAUAUUGCUGAGAGAAAGAAAUUUACAGUUGAUCCGUGAUAUUCCUGAAGAAAUCAAGACCUUUGCUGUAUAUGGUGAUCAAUCAAGGAUUCAACAGGUCUUGGCUGAUUUCUUAUUGAAUAUGGUGCGCUAUGCACCAUCUCCAGAUGGUUGGGUAGAGAUUCAUGUUUUUCCGAGAAUAAGACAAAUUUCUGACGGACUUACUCUUCUUCAUACUGAAUUCAGGAUGGUAUGUCCCGGUGAAGGUCUUCCUGCUGAAUUGAUUCAAGACAUGUUCAAUAGCAACCUGUGGGUAACUCAAGAAGGCUUAGGGCUGAGCAUGUGCAGGAGGAUUCUAAAGCUAAUGAGCGGUGAAGUCCAAUAUAUUAGGGAGUCAGAACGAUGCUACUUCUUAGUAAUUAUUGAGCUGCCCAUGACACGGAAAGAUUCUAAAAAUGUGAACUAGGUACUUUGCAAUCUCUCAUGUUGACUUUUAGAUAUGUCCUUGGUCAUACUCUCAAGAGUAUGAAGCUCACCUAUCGAGGGACUUAGGGGCUUGCAUUUGAGCAAAAGCUGAUUUGGCUUGUUAUCCGGAUCUGAUGCUGUAAUUCUACUGCCAAUAGGAUUUUUAUUCAGGCCUCCGCCCUGACCAGACAUGUUUGGUGCAGCAACCCGGCUAGCGACUAGUAAAUUUAUAGCCUAUGUAACCUUAAGAAUCUCAUAGAGUUAUGGCGGAGUGUAAAAAAAGUUGUGCUGCCAUUUUGUGUACAUCUUCAUGAUCAAGUGGGUUUCCUGUGAAACUGUUGCUCAUGAGUCCAUAAUUAGCAGUUGCUGUGGAUUCCAUGGUCAGGGCUCAGGAUUGAACUUCAUCCUUAUCCUGCCAUUGUUUAGUCAUGUAACUACUUAUAGUUAUACUAUGUGUUUUUCUUGAAUUCGCGAAUAAUUGUAAAAUCUUUGCCUGCUGAAA